Eriocheir sinensis (Chinese mitten crab) is the source of this 2567-nucleotide messenger RNA. RefSeq lists its product as uncharacterized. The transcript is spliced from 7 exons. The coding region runs from base 131 to 1063 and encodes 310 amino acids. NCBI's taxonomy places the organism in Eukaryota, Metazoa, Arthropoda, Malacostraca, Decapoda, Varunidae. The record is from RefSeq and is a predicted model, not a curated record.
AGGAGUUGGAAGAAGAGGAGGAUCUGGUGAUGGUAUAUAAAGGGGCUGGAGGAACAACAGGACAGACAGAGACUUUUGAUCCCUCAGAGGAUUCUUCGCCACUCGUGACAAGAACUGUGUAGCGAGCGAAAUGAUGGUGCCCCGCGGUGUCCAAGUGAUGGUGGCGACGGUGAUGGCCCUGGCGUUGACGGGGGCAUGGGCGCAGUUACCCUCGGAGUUGGAUAAAUACUCUUACAUGAAGGUGAUGAUGUCGUGUCUGGGGAGCCGGGCUGUGAUCGAGUGGAGGCGACAGAUGAUGACGGCGACGGAAAAGUGUACUGGGGGACCGCUGGCCGUCCCCCCCACCCUCGACCUCACGCAGUACCUGGAGAAGCUGGGAGUCACCACGCCCGUCACGCCCACCUUCAUCCAGUUCCCGGUGUACCAGGCCCCCGCCCCAGCCAGGUCCCCGCAGUAUACUCACGUGGUGCCCCAGUACACGCAGGUCGGCCAGCUCUACCAGCCCUACCAGUACAACACCCCGUACCAGGUCUACCAGCCCAACCAGUACAGCCUCGCCAGCCAGUACCUGAAGGGCUUCCUCGGCUUCAGAGCGAGGCGCGGCUCGGGGGGUGAGGCGGAGGAUGCCCAGCUGAAGGAGGCGCUGACGGCGAGGAUGAGCAACAUUACCUGCAUCCUGAGGGAGGUGAAGAUGCUGGACGCCAACGACCAAGUGAACUACGACCACGUGCGGCAGGAGAUCCUCGGCCUGGUGGCGGGGGAGCUGAGGGAAGAGUUGAGCAGCGCCGAGGGCUCCUGCCGCGCCUUCUCCCGGUGCCUGCCGCCCCCCGGACCCGCCGCCCACCCGGUAGCCCGCCACCUGGGCCAGGCCGUGGUGUACUACAGGUGCCUGGGGCAGAAGAUGUUGUCGGGGUGCAUGCGAAACGAUCUGCGCAAACUGGGCUCGGAGAUCGGCUGGCUGAGUGGAGACAUGCCCCUUGCUAGCUUGCUCGAGACGCCCAUCCUGCAGCAAGUUGAGGACAUCAUGCUAGGACCCUCCGGCAUCCCUGACCUCCUGCUGUAGAUGACCCUCCACCCCCCCCCCUCCUCUCCCACUUAUCCUUCUUCCUUCUCUUUGUCUCUUUAAAUCUCUUCUCUCUUCAAGUUUCUUCAACUCUUCCUCUCUUCCAGUUUCUCUCUUCCUCUCUUCCACUUCUCCCCCAUUCCCAUUUUUUUUGUCAAUCUAUAUCUAUCUAUCUAUCUAUCUAUCUAUCUAUCUAUCAGUCUAUCUAUCUAUUUAUCUAUCUAGUCUAUUCCUCUCUUCCAGUCCCCCCCCAUUCCCAUUUUUUUUCUUUGUCAAUCUAUAUCUAUCUAUCUGUCUAUCUGUCUAUCUAUCUAUUUAUCUAUCUAUUCUAUUCCUCUCUUCCAGUCCUCCCCAUUCCCAUUUUUUCUUCGUCAAUCUAUAUCUAUCUAUCUAUUUAUCUAUCUGUCUAUCUAUCUAUUUAUCUAUCUGUAUCUAUUUAUCUGUAUCUAUCUAUCUAUCUAUCUGUCUAUCCAUCUAUCUCUCCCAAAGUGCAGGUGAGAGCAAGGUGUAGCCAGGUAAAGUAGUUGUUUCAGUGUACACCUGAGUCUGCCGAAUAUUUAGUGAGUCUGCGUGAGUAUUUAGUGUCUGCUUGUGUGCGUCAGGAAAACUUAUAAGUGUCUAGCUAGGCCUUUAGGGAGUCAGUUGCCUUGAAAGGGAAUCCUGUUGUUGACAUUUCAAUAGUAAAAAUCGUACUCUUGUAUGUGUGUGUGUGUGUGUGUGUGUGUGUGUGUGUGUGUGUGUGUGUGUGUGUGUGUGUGUGUGUGUGUGUGUGUGUGUGUGAGUGCAGGCGCGCACGCACGUAUUGCCAUUUUGCUAUACCUUGUUCUUUUCUAAUACGUCAAAGAUUUGCCAGAAUAAGCUGAGCGAUGUUUAUUAAUACCCUUCUGGAGGAGUACCUUUAAACCUGUUGUUCCUACCAGUAGUAACGGAGCUCAUUUGCCUGGAUUUUCCCCACUCUUUCAAGUCUUUCAAGUCUAAAAGCAAGAGUAUUAAAGACAUAUAACUGGAAAAAGGAAAUCAGGUUAUUGGGCUUGUAUAGCUUGUUGUGUUGAAAGUGAGAGAAGUUGAUAACGUGAACCAGCAGCCUGCAAUGAUCCGUGGUGAUGUUGUGUUUAAUAGUAUGUUUUGCGAUCCUGUCUUAGUCUGACUACACACACACACACACACACUUGUUCACGCACGCACGCACGGACGCACGCAAGCACACACACACACACACACACACACACACACACACACACUCACACACAGUUGUACACGCUCUCACGCAAGCACGGACGCACUCAAGCACACGCAUACACAUACACACACGCACACACGUAAGCACACACACACACACACACACACACACACACACACACACACACACACACACAUGCACUCACGCACACAUAUACACAUACGCACAAUCGCACGUACAUACAUACCCAUGCGCACAUAUGCACACACGCACGAAUGCACUCACUCACCCACGUUCGCCCACACACACACACACACACACACA